AUGUCUCCUCUCGCGCCCACAGACGAGCCAAAACCCAUUGUAUUCUCCGGGCCCUCGGGGACUGGCAAAAGUACUCUUAUAAAGCGACUCUUCGCGAAACACCCCGAUCUCUUCGGCUUCAGUGUCUCCCACACCACUCGAAAGCCCCGACCGGGCGAGGAAGAUGGCGUCCAUUACUACUUCACAACCCACGAAAACUUCCAGUCAAUGAUCGCAGACAAUGCGUUCGUGGAGCAUGCCAAAUUUGGAGGUAACUGCUACGGCUCCUCGAAGAAGGCCGUCCAAGAUGUGGCCGAGGGAAAAGGCAAGAGCAUUGAUGGCACCACGGCUCCUGGCAAGAGGAUAUGUAUAUUUGACAUCGAGAUGGAAGGCGUCAAGCAGUUGAAGAAGAGCCAGUUGAACCCAAGGAUAUGCUUCAUCCAACCGCCCAGUAUCGAGGUCCUGGAGCAGAGACUGCGUGGUCGUGGUGACACAAGCGAAGACGCGAUCCAGAAGCGUCUAGCACAGGCCAAGAAUGAGAUGGAGUAUUGCAGGACCGAGGGCAAGAACGACAAGGUCAUCAUCAACGACGAUCUGGAUGCCACGUUCCAGGAACUCGACGAAUGGGUGAUGAAAGGACUCGGGACAGAAGCCUCAACUUGA
This is a messenger RNA of Fonsecaea multimorphosa CBS 102226, 642 nucleotides long. RefSeq lists its product as uncharacterized. Gene Ontology annotation, cellular component: cytosol. Gene Ontology annotation, biological process: purine nucleotide metabolic process. The transcript has a single exon. Gene Ontology annotation, molecular function: GMP kinase activity. Lineage: Eukaryota; Fungi; Ascomycota; Eurotiomycetes; Chaetothyriales; Herpotrichiellaceae. The record is from RefSeq and is a predicted model, not a curated record. The coding region runs from base 1 to 642 and encodes 213 amino acids.